This is a messenger RNA of Amoebophrya sp. A25, 4982 nucleotides long. The record is from the annotation of a GenBank genome assembly. NCBI's taxonomy places the organism in Eukaryota, Dinophyceae, Syndiniales, Amoebophryaceae.
AGGCUCACUCAACAGUGAUAGAAGGAGGGAAUCAAUAUGGAGUACAACUUACAUCAACUGAGAGGUGGCAAUUGCGCCACAACAUGCUUUCACUAGAAACCAGAGGGAUGUAGUUUUUGACUAUUUUGAUAGUGCUACUAGUACUAGGUGCAAAUGCAAUGAAGAAAUGGCUGGCUGAUCUAGUUAUGGUGGAGAUGAUAUAUAAUGAUUGAAGUUUAUAUUUACUAAGAUUUUUAGACAGGGAUGAUCGCUAUUUUUUCUCAUGAUUGAAUUCAUUUCCACGAGAGUGAGUUUGAGUACACAACAGCAAGAAAACUGACUUCUUGAAGGUCUUUGUCAGAACCUAAUCAUCAGAAAAGAUGUCGAUAAAGUUACGAGAGUUGAUUCGGAACAUCCGAGGUUGCAAGACUGCAGCCGAGGAAAGAGCGGUGAUCGCCAAAGAGUGUGCCGCAAUCCGAACGGCGUUCCGAGAAGAAGAUUCCAACUACCGACACCGAAAUGUCGCCAAACUGCUUUUCAUUCAUAUGUUGGGAUAUCCAACGGCCUUUGGGCAGAUGGAAUGUUAUGGAUGGCUUUUGGUUGGAUUGUUUGUUGUAAUACCUCUCGUUAGCUAAUGGUAGGGAGGUAGCGGUACAACUAGUAUGUCUCUGCUUUUGAUCUAUAAAAAUCUUGUUAUUGUUGGUUUUCUUGAGUCAAAAAAUAAACUCCCCAUGAUUGAUCCUCAGCCCCACUCUAACCUUUCUUAAAACUGAUCGCUUCCUCACGCUUCCCGGAAAAGCGUGUUGGAUACCUUGGUUUGACGCAACUUUUGGAUGAGAAUACGGAAGUUUUGAUGUUGGUGACGAACUCCAUCAAAAACGACAUGGCGAACGGUUCUCAGUUUGUACAGGGAUUGGGGAUCUGCGCUUUAGGAAACGUGGGCACAGCGGAGAUGUGUGCCGCUUUGAGCAGAGAAAUCGAAAUGAUGUUGAACAUCACGAAUCCGUAUAUCAGGAAGAAAGCAGCGUUGUGCGCACUGCGAGUGUGCCGUAAGUGCGAAGACUUGAUCGAAAAAUUCAGACCGAAGUUAUGCAAACGAAGUCGACCGUCUAUACUAGUACGCUACUGGUACAACCCACUCGAGGAAAUGUAGAUGGAGGUGAUUCAUCAUGCCCCCCAUGCAGUAGAUGUGUUUACUUAUAUUCCUUGGACAACCAAGAAUAUUAGUCCUUGUGCCCUCCAAGAAUCCCCUUUCAUACUCCGUCCGCCAGCUGCUUGAGGAUCGGAAUCAUGGCGUUAUGAUCAGCGGGAUGGCUUUGUUGCGGUCGAUUGUUGAUGCUUGCCCGCCUGGGGCCGAACGGCAACAGACUCUGCGUGAAUUCCGUGACCUGAUUCCACAUCUAGUCCGAGUUUUGAAAAACAUGUUGAUGUCCGGCUAUGCCAACGCAGCUGAAUACGACGUAGGCGGCGUAACAGACCCCUUCCUCCAGUGUAUGGUUUUACGAACUCUCCGUACUUUAGGCGUGGGAAGCACAGAAGCAAGCGAGGAAAUGAAUGACAUUUUGGCGCAGGUGGCGACGAACACGGAAGGAGCAAAAAAUAUCGGAAACUCGAUUUUGUACGAGUCAGUCCAAACGAUAAUGGCGAUUGAGAGCGAGACGGGGUUGCGUGUGUUGGGCAUCAACAUCUUAGGACGCUUUUUGCUGAACCGGGAUAAUAAUAUCAGGUACUCGACGACACGAUUUUUGCAAUUCAUCAUUGGAACAGCUCGUCUUUUACCUGUUAGUUUAGAGUACUAAGCCUAAGUACAAAAAUGUAAAUAAUUUUUCACGGCAAAAAAACAACGCACUCCACCUACUCUUUACAGGUACGUCGCCCUCGCAAUGCUUCAGAAAGUUGUGAAAGUUGACGCUAAAGCUGUCCAGCGGCACAGGCAGACGAUUUUGGAAUGCCUCAAGGAUCCGGACGUAAGUAUUCAGAAACGAGCAUUGGCGGUACUGAAAACUACACUGACUUGUUAUUUUGAUAUUGAUGAGGACGUAAGACGAUAAUUGAUUCUUCAAACUUAAUAGAGUUAUAGAAGCAAAUAAAAACUUUUUCUUCAGGUGCUCUACAACCUAAUAAGCGAGGAGAAUGUGAAGCCGAUGAUGAAAGAACUCUUGAACUUCUUGUUGGUGGCAGAUGCUGAUGUCAAAGAGGAGCUAGUAUUGAAGAUUUGCCAUUGCGUAGAUCGAUUCGGACCGAACAGGAGGUGGCAAGUGGAUACGCUCGUGAAGGUACUUGUUCUCUUGGACUACAAAUCGUGCGAAGAUCUGUGUAGCUGGAGGAGAAUCUUCGCUUUGUUGUAGAUUGUUUUGACCACUCUUGAAAUUUGCAUGCCUGCUACAGACUUUUCAAUUUUAUUCCGAAACCUCCGAACGUAUACAUCCGGAAAUCAUGCUCAACGAACAACACAUCAAAGGUAAUGUGCCUUGCCGGCAAUUAUGUGCAGGAGGAAACGAGGUCGCACUUCUGCCAGAUAGUGGGUGCUAGUGCGCCUCUUCAUACGUAUGUAGCGCAUAAGGUGUACUUUUCGAUACAGGAGAACAUGAACCAGGAAGCGAUGGUUCUUACGGGCAUUUGGUGCAUCGGAGAAUAUGUUACGGACGAUAGAUGAUACUUCAUGAUGUAGAGACGUAGAGGUGGAGGAUCUUUAUUCUUUAUUACAACCCUACUUGAUGUGGCAACCACCUCUAACAAUAGCGACUAUAUUACCUAUUCGAGAUUGUGUUCAACAUGAUUUUCAUAUAAGAUGCAAAGUACCUCCUUUUCCGAAUAAGAAUAAAAAUCGAGGCCCUUGGUCUAAAACUGACUACUCGAUUAGCCCCACAAUUCUGGCGAGUGUCAAUUAUUCGAUUUACAUCUUCGAAUAGAGGAAGAUACGUUAAUAUUAUCCUACGUACUCGAUUGGCUCCAUCUUCCUCUAACAAUAGCGACUACCUCGUGUCCGGCGACGCAACUGGGCCUGGUGGGGAGCCUAUCAAAAUUUCACCUAGCGACGUUUUAGAUUUGAUCGACUCCGUCUUGCGACGACCGCAGUACGCUGACGCCUACACGACCAAGCGCAGUACGACAGUGUUAGAGCAUUGCGUAACGGCUUUGAUCAAGCUCUGUCCGAAGAUUCCCAACGAGUCGAACAGAAUAAAAGAAAUGCUGAAACGCUACGAAACGCACAUUUCACCGGAACUGCAGCAGAGAUGCUGUGAGUACAUGGAAAUCCUCUUGCCAGUGUGGAAUUCAACUCGGGCGGACAUAUUGCAAAGGAUUCCACCAAUGGAAAAAACGGGAGGGAAGAAGGACGUAUUAUUGACAUGCUUAUCUUCUCGGUGUUGGUAGCUCUAAGUCUAGCUGGUGACCGAAUUUCGAUUUUCGACAAAGAACCAUUCUUUGACUCACCAACGAAGUCAACAUCCUGAAUUGUUUAAUUCGAGUAAUUUCAAUGCACAUCCACACCCGCACCAGCAUGAGUAUCCAUAUCGCUUUACUCAUGAUCCAGGUCGGCGACACAGCUAUUGAAGAGGUUGCUGCUUCUGGUAGUGGCGGCAACGCCAACACUCGUGGCAAAGCAGCCGCACAACCGAAGAGCGCUGGCGACGAUCUACUCGACUUGCUCGAUAUUGGAAAUGCUAAGCCGCAACAGCUAGCCAUAACCAAUACAGCAAAAGCAGGUGGUGGCGACGACUUGCUAGACCUAUUAGGCCCAAUGGGCGGAGGUGGAGCAGCAGCGACCCAAUCCACUGGCCUUCCGACGCAAUCCAAUGGCCCUGCCGCAACAUCAUCGGGUGGCGGUCUAGAAGACCUAUUAGGUGGUGGGGGUCCAAUGGCAGCAGCAGCGGCCGCCGCACCGCCAGUAGCAGCAAAUGGCAGUGGGGGAGGAGAUUUGUUGGGAGACCUCCUUGGAGGUGGAGGAAGUUCGCCAGCACCAGCACCGGCUGUGCCAGCAGCAGGGGGGCUUAAGGAAAUAACAGCGCUCAGCAAAAAUGGACUUGUGGUACUCCAUAUUUAUACUCUACAUUUUUCUACCUGGGCUUUUCUUUCUACGUAGAUAAUUGUGAGAUGAUUCUUACUCUGAUUUUAAAAACUUCUUAGUUUGGGAUUGCUGCAAAAAACCUUCAGAUUCGUUUCCUCUGUGCGAAGCAAAGCGACGUUGUCACCAAAGUCGAAGCCGUAUUUGACAACCAGCAGAGCGUUGCUUUCGAGUCGUUCGCUUUUGAGGUCGCGGUCCCAAAGUAUCUGAAUCUGCAGAUGCAGCCGGCCUCAGCUGCGGUACUCCCACCGCAAUCCGUAGGACAGGUUAGACAGGUGUUUCUGAUUCAAAACCUGCAACAGAAGGCGAUUGCGAUUCGUAUGAGGAUUCGGUUCACGGUGAACGGACAGGCGGUUACGUUGCAGGAACAAGUAGACAAUUUCCCGACGCUGUAGAACUAGAAGAUGAACUAUGGAGAAUGUUUGAUAUGAGAAUCGUCACUCGUGGUCGUGUAAAGAUGUCAUACGUAGUACGCGGUCGAAGAAGAGCGUUGAUAAAAACAACUAAGUCUAAGGUUUACUUGAUUGUUGCUAAAUUAUACGACUAUGAACUUCAAAGAAGUGGAGCCACUUAAAACCAUUAGUUGAUGGUCAUCUUACAUACUUCCUUCAUCGCUCGAUGUCUAGCACUGAAUGACUCCUUUUUGUAAAUAGAAGAAUUUGCACAACAAGUUUUUAUGCUACAACUAACAUCAGACUCUACUUCUACAACUCUUCCGUCCACUUUUUACAUGAUUUGGUCUCCCGCCCAAGACGGAGGAUAAUGAAGAAAACCCUAAAACUAACUAAGAAAACCCUAAGAUCGGCUUGCCUAGAAGCCCGAACCGGUGAAUCCCUUUUACCGACCCAAACACAUAAUCGACCCACAAGUUGGUCGUACAGGACAGUUCUCAACAACUCUCACAAGUCCACGUUCGUUUGCUUCUGCCCUGGCAGAC